Oreochromis niloticus (Nile tilapia) is the source of this 4542-nucleotide messenger RNA. It is a transcript of the gene mta2, whose product is annotated as metastasis associated 1 family, member 2. NCBI's taxonomy places the organism in Eukaryota, Metazoa, Chordata, Actinopteri, Cichliformes, Cichlidae. Gene Ontology annotation, biological process: negative regulation of transcription by RNA polymerase II. Gene Ontology annotation, molecular function: chromatin binding; transcription corepressor activity; transcription coactivator activity. The transcript has 18 exons. Bases 377 to 2368 code for a protein of 663 amino acids. The record is from RefSeq and is a predicted model, not a curated record. Gene Ontology annotation, cellular component: NuRD complex; nucleoplasm.
UUGUCUCUGUGUGUGCGCGCGCGCUGAACUGAGCGGAGGUGAAGAAGAGGAGGAUGAAGCUGGGAGCGGAGGAUGGGAGGAAGAGUGGAGUAAGAGACAGGCUAGCUGUAUGUGAAUAAGUGAGUGAAGAAGAGGAGAGGAAGGUCGCCAGAGAGAGAAAAUAUAAACUUCUAUUUUUGGAGAUAAUUGCCGGAGCGUCGCCAGCGGAAACUUUCAACUUUUUACCCGCCACUGCUCUCUUGUUGUACCCAGAGCCGGCUUUGUUUCGCGGCGGGGGUGUUGACGAUAAAUGAAGGAAUAAAAUAGACUCCCAUCGACCUGUUUCUACCCAAGCGGGGAAUACCCUGGGACUGCUUCUGAUAAAGGUUACGAGAGAAUGGCGGCCAACAUGUACCGAGUGGGAGAUUAUGUGUACUUUGAGAACUCCUCCAGCAACCCUUACCUGAUCCGGAGAAUAGAAGAGCUCAAUAAGACAGCCAAUGGAAAUGUGGAGGCAAAAGUGGUGUGUCUGUUCAGGAGGCGAGACAUCUCGGGCAACCUCAACACUCUAGCUGACAGCAACGCAAGAGAGUUUGAGGAGGAGUCAAAGCAGCCACAACUGGCUGAACAGCAGAAACACCAGCUCAAACACAGAGAACUCUUCCUGUCUCGACAGUUCGAAUCUCUACCUGCCACUCACAUACGGGGAAAAUGUAACGUGACCCUUCUCAACGAAACAGAUGUCUUAGCCGGGUACCUGGAGAAAGAGGACUGUUUCUUCUACUCACUCGUAUUCGACCCCGUCCAGAAGACCCUGCUAGCAGAUCAAGGCGAGAUUCGGGUGGGCUCCAAAUACCAGGCAGAGAUACCUGAUAAGCUAGCUGAGGGUGAAUCAGACACCCGGGUCCAAGAGAAGCUGGAGACCAAGGUGUGGGAUCCCAACAACCAGCUCAAAGAUCCUCAGAUCGACCAGUUCCUGGUGGUAGCGAGGGCUGUGGGUACAUUUGCUCGGGCCCUGGACUGCAGCAGCUCCAUCCGCCAGCCCAGCCUCCACAUGAGUGCAGCUGCAGCAUCCAGAGACAUCACACUGUUCCAUGCUAUGGACACACUGCAGAAGAACAACUAUGACCUGGCCAAAGCCAUGUCCACCUUGGUUCCUCAGGGAGGUCCGGUGCUCUGCCGUGAUGAGAUGGAGGAGUGGAGCGCCUCUGAGGCCAUGCUGUUUGAGGAGGCGCUGGAGAAAUACGGCAAAGACUUCAAUGACAUCCGCCAGGACUUUCUGCCCUGGAAAUCCCUAGCUAGUGUGGUCCAGUUCUACUACAUGUGGAAGACUACUGACCGUUACAUCCAGCAGAAACGACUAAAAGCAGCAGAAGCUGACAGCAAGCUGAAGCAGGUGUACAUCCCUACCUAUACCAAACCCAACCCCAACCAGAUCAUGGUGCCCAGCAGCAAGCCUGGGAUGAACGGAGCAGCAGGCUUUCAGAAAGGACUCAGCUGUGAGAGCUGCCACACGGCUCAGUCUCCUCAGUGGUACGCCUGGGGUCCCCCAAACAUGCAGUGCAGACUGUGCGCCUCCUGUUGGAUUUACUGGAAGAAGUACGGAGGCCUGAAGACUCCCACACAGCUUGAGGGUGCUGCUAGAGCUGGCUCUGAGUCAGGCCCUCGUGGUCACAUGACACGCCAGGAGGUACAGGGAAUGUCACCGUUCACCCGCAACGAGGGGCGAGCCAAACUGCUGGCCAAGAACCGCCAGACAUUCAUCCUGCAGACCACCAAGCUAACCCGCAUUGCUCGGCGGGUGUGUGAAGACAUUUUGCAGCCUCGACGUGCUGCUCGACGCCCCUACGCCUCCAUCAACGCCAACGCUGUCAAGGCUGAGUGUAUGAUCAGGCUGCCCAAAGCCACAAAAACUCCUCUGAAGAGCAAGCUGGUGCCUCGACAGUCACUGGCCACCAUAGUGAAGGAUUUGGCCAUCUCUGCUCCUCUGAAACUGAAGGCAACCAGAGGACCCCCGACACCCAUCAACAGGAACCAGGCCAACCAGCCUCGAGUGGGCCAGAGCCUGCUGGGCAAGAGAAGCUUUGAAAGCGCUGCAGGAGUGCCAUACCCAGCCAAUGGGAGGCCAUAUACUUCAGGUAUGAGAACCACCUCUCAGUCUGUCAUCAAGCGGCAGAAAGUGAGCCAGGGAGAAGCUCCCAACCCUGUGGUGUUUGUUGCCACAAAGGACACCAGGGCUCUGAGGAAACAUCUCACCCAGUCUGAGAUGCGCCGGGCAGCAAGGAAACCUCACCUCCUGGUCCGGAUCAAACUGCCACCGCCGCCACGCUCCCUACCAAUGCCCCUCCUCCCCUCCAACACCAGCGAGCCCAUCGUCCUGGAGGACUGAAAAUGAGGGCUGAGGGUGGUCUUUUAACAGGACAUGGGGGUGGGGUGGGCAGUGGGAGGGGCUGUGUUUAAGCCAUCACUUAUAGGCAGCACAGUACAGCAUACAGUAGUCUUUUUUUUUUUUCCUCCCCCAUUUUCAGUGUCAUGUUCCUUUAGUCCUCUUUUACUUCCCAUAAGUUAAUGUGUUUCUCUCUCUCUCUGUCUCACACACACACACACACACACCUAUUCAGUAAGCACACAUUAAACCCUCAGGGCUCCAGUAUACACGCUGAAUUGGUCGCCAACGGUUACCCUGCCUCGGCUCUGUACCAUUUAUACCAGAACUUAGAGUGCAGUAUUCUCCUGAGUGGUAGGUGUCGCCACUAUUGGAGGAGAAGAACUCAAAACCAGAAGCAGAUCACUUUUUUAAAGUGUUUCCAGUCUCUUCUGUGCACUCAGAGUGUCUGAGCUGCUCUGGUCAUUAAAAUAGUGUAAAAUCCAACACACAGCAGCAAUGGCCCAAAUGCUGAGAGGCACAACUGGCUGAUGUGACAGCAGAGCAGCAUCUCGUACCAGCAGAUGUCACAUCAGUUUGUUGUAGAGCAGCAGUGAGCGUGAUGGAGCCCUCACACUCACACUUGCCCUGCUUUUAAAUGUGUCAUUGAAAUUCAUAUAUUUUUCUUCCUGAAGCAAUGGUGAUAAAGCAGACAUUGUUUGACUUUCCCGUCUCUUAUCUUUGUGUAAAUAUAUCCAUCACUGAAGGGGCGACACCCUUACAGGACUGUAGGACAGCUUGAGCAGGCCCAGGGUUUGCUUCGGUUUCAGGAUUCCUCUCGAGCCUCCUUUCCUCCAUCCUAGCAGAGCAGAAUCAGCAGGUGGGCUGUGGUGAUGGAGGGAAAUGUGGUGUUAGUCUGCCUCAGAGACACAGGUGUGCACACGUAUCCACCCACUGUGUAAAUGUCACGGGGUCUGACCUAGACUUUACAAAGAAGCAGAAUCAGGAGCCUCAUACAAACCUGUUUUAUUCUUCUGGAGCUCCACCCGUGUAUUGAACCCUCGGUAUCAAAUUAAGAGUUUGAGCUGUGUGAAAGUACUAACUGAAAGCACUGAAGACUUUGUCUUCAGUUGUUUUUGGUUUAGUUUGUUCCCCUCACUCAGUCCGUCUCUGCACAGAGGAAAUGGUAUAUCACUACUCUGGGCAGCAGCCAAUCAGGUUUCUUUGAAAUAAGGUUUUAUUCCAACAGCCACUCUGUGCUUUGCUUACUGUAAAUUGUUAGUACAUACAGUAGGAGAGGUGCAUGAAACGUGUGUGCUGACAGCCGACAACAGAGGCCGUUUACUCACAACUGAGUUAUCAUGAAUUUGGCUUUGAGAUCAUGUGUGGGAUUUCUGCAGAAGUCCAAAAUGAAGCCAUAAUGUUCAGGAGAACAGGCAGCGAGACAGUCUGAAGGAACAGAACAGUGUUCCUGAUGUUAGUGGUCAGUUCAUAAAUAAAUGUAUGCAAAAAACUGGGGCUCUAGGAUUGGAGUCAAAUGGGAAAACCGUCUUUGACCCUUUUGUCUUCAUGCAGCCUUAAUCCUGUUCUGUACAUGUGCCGAUGUUUUGGUUCUGACUGGAUGUGAGGACUGUGCGGAGGACUCGUCUGCUGUUUGUGGUUUUUCUUUUUCCUUUAUUUGUACCUUUAUCGGAGGGAGGGUGCUGAAACCGAGCUGUUGGAUCCUCACGAUUCCUUUGAGUCCUCGGCAGUGAUGACUUUUUUAAGCAGAUUUGGUCCCAAUGUGAGCUUUGUAAUAUUUCCUCUCAAAAAAGAAAUUGAAUUGUCAAGUUUGUAGCAAAUGCUAAUGUGUGUAAAGAAAACUGCAGAAGUGGAAUAUUGAAAACUUUUAGUUUUGGUUUGUUUGUUUUUAAUUUUGUACAUCUGAGGUGUGUAACUCUGUUAAUGAGGAGACUGCUCUAACAGGCUACUGUACGUGUGAAGCAUCUCUCCUUCAUCGGGUGGGUGGACUGCUUAUUUUAACCAGGGCUGACCUUCAAAAGGGACAGGGUGUGGAUUUUUUUUUUUUUAAAUGAUGGAGAGACAAACAUGCCACAAGUGAAACUUUUUCUCAAGUGUUUUUUAUUCCAAUGUCUCUGUAUCCUUUAAUGUAUCUUGAUAAGAAAAAAAUAAAGAUUUUUUUUUUCUUCGUGGUCAGA